AUGGGUAACGUGUGUACCUGUCGGAAUAAAGACAGUCAGAUCAACGCUGGUUCAAUUCUCGACCGUGUUAUCAGUCAAGCAAGCGAUGAGGAUCAGUGUUUAUUGUACCGUUUGGCCAAUUACAAGAAAGGCGGCGAGCUCAUUGAAGCGUAUAAUCGAGGAGGCCAAUUUGAGGUAGAACAAGUUAUCCGUGGGCAAUUCGGUAUACUGAUGUACGCAAAUGGUAAAGGACAAAUAAUAAAUCGUGCCGAGUAUUUGAGAUGGAAAUUUCGUGAUCUGGAACAAGUUGUUCUGCCAAUUGAGGCAUCUCUUUCACGAUUCGAUCCGCUUGCCCAGUGGAGUGAUCACGAAGCAUGCUGGCAAAUGCAGUACCGAGGUUCUCUUGGUGAAACAUUACUUCAUGUAUUAAUUAUUUGCGACACAAGAUCCCAUACACGUAUUGCUAGAAUUUUGAUCAAGUGUUUUCCACGUUUGGCCAUUGAUGCUGUCGAGGGCGAGGAGUAUCUAGGUGCCAGUGCACUUCAUCUAGCUAUCGCUUACAACAACAACGAAUUGGUACAGGAUUUAGUUGAAGCCGGUGCUAAUGUAUCACAGCGUGCUAUUGGUAGUUUUUUUUUACCCCGGGAUCAACAGCAGCAACAACGUGUAUCACGUAAUACGGAUUAUGAAGGAUUGGCAUAUUUAGGCGAGUAUCCACUUGCUUGGGCAGCCUGUUGCGCCAAUGAAAGUGUCUACAAUCUUUUACUAGAUUCUGGAGCUAAUCCCGAUGAUCAAGAUUCAUUUGGUAACAUGAUUUUACACAUGGUCGUCGUAUGUGAUAAACUUGAUAUGUUCGGUUACGCUUUACGUCAUCCAAAAUUUCCUGCCAGUAAUGGAAUUGCUAACACCGCGGGAUUUACGCCUCUGACAUUGGCAUGUCAACUAGGAAGAGCUGAAGUCUUUCGUGAGAUGCUUGAGCUUUCAGCACGUGAAUUUUGGCGUUACAGCAAUAUUACGUGCUCGGCGUAUCCACUCAAUGCACUGGACACAUUGUUACCUGAUGGUCGGACAAAUUGGAACUCGGCUCUGUUCAUAAUUCUUAACGGUACCAAAGAAGAACAUUUAGACAUGUUGGAUGGUGGUAUCAUUCAGCGAUUACUCGAGGAAAAAUGGAAAACCUUCGCUCGUUUACAGUUCCUGAAACGUUUAAUUAUUCUUGUAUUUCAUCUAACAUCUCUAUCCUUGGCCGUUUAUCUGCGUCCAGCCGAGAUCGAUGCCGACUUAAUGGGAUGGCCAGAAGAGUGGACAGAUAUAGGUCGUACUAUUGCCGAAUGCAUCACUGUGUUGGGUGUCUUGAGUUACAUUUUACUCCAACUUGGUGGUGAAGUCGUAAACAUUGGUCUUAUAUCUUUCCUCAAGCAAUUGAGUCAUGAACCAGCAAAAUUUAUAUUCCUCAUCAGUAAUAUAUUGAUCCUCGCGUGUAUCCCCUGUCGUCUUGCUGGAGACCGUCAUUUAGAAGAUGCUAUUCUGGUAGUCGCAGUUCCGGGUUCAUGGUUUUUAUUGAUGUUCUUCGCUGGGGCCGUACGGCUAACUGGACCGUUCGUCACGAUGGUCUACAGCAUGAUAACAGGCGACAUGCUGACCUUUGGUAUUAUUUAUACAGUCGUACUCUUUGGAUUUUCCCAAUCAUUUCAUUUUCUAUAUAAAGGAUUUCCCCGUGUCAGUUCAUCACUUUUUCACUCUUAUCAUUCAACUUGGAUGGCGUUAUUCCAGAUUACUCUUGGAGACUAUAGUUACUCAGAUUUAAGUGACACAACAUAUCCAAAUGUUAGCAAAACAGUAUUUGCUAUUUUUAUGGUACUUGUACCUAUUUUAUUACUCAAUAUGUUGAUUGCUAUGAUGGGUAAUACGUAUGCUCAUGUUAUUGAACAAAGUGAAAAAGAGUGGAUGAAACAGUGGGCAAAAAUAGUGGUAUCUCUAGAGCGCGCAGUAUCACAAAAAGAUGCUCACAAUUAUCUACAAGAAUACAGUAUAAAAUUAGGUCCAGGAGACGACCCAAAUAAUCCCGCUUCAGAGCAACGAGGUGUCAUGGUGAUUAAAAGUAAAUCCAAGACAAGGGCCAGACAGAGAAAAGGCGCCUUGGCUAAUUGGAAGCGUGUGGGCAAAGUGACCAUAAACGCGCUUCGUAAGCGCGGAAUGACUGGCGAAGAGUUGAGGUGUAUAAUGUGGGGUCGUGCAUCUAUUUCAACACCAGUCCGAGCUAGUCCACACAUGAACGAGCCACAAAUCUCAGCAACAACCGCUGGGUUUGGGGAUGCUUUAACAGCAGCAUUGGAUGUAAUGGCCUUUAGCCACGACAUUGACCCAACGGCAGAAGCCACAGGAAUAACAAGUACCAUUGGUCCAAUAUCUAAAAGUACAAGCAACUAUCAGUCAAAAGGUCUUCCAAUGACAAUCACUGAAUCGUCAAUGUCCUCUGCUACAACUGUUAUUGAGAUGGGAAAUCCCAUUAGUGGAGUAAACCGGGUGGAUCAGAAUCAACUCAUUGAGUCUUGGUCCGAGCCACCAGCAAUAGACGAUAGUGGAAGGCAACGGCAACAACAAGAACUCGAUCCUUUACUGAAUCUCGUCAUUGCGUCAGAGAGUCCACAAUUGCAGCAUGAGGCUUUACUUAGAAUGGCUGAGGAGGCGAGAAUUUCGAGCGAAGUUAAAGUUGAACUUAAUGCUUCUAUUUUAGAGACCUUUGGCUUGGGACUUGCGCCUGCUGAUAUCUUUGCUGAAUCUACUCCUGUUGCUAAUGACGAAGAUAAAUUCUUUGAGGAAUCCAGUGACGAUAUUUGUGGAAGUAAUCUAUUGGGUACGGAGUCAAGAUUACGUCGAAUAAAAUCAGCAAGUGUUAGAUACACGAAAAAAAGUAAUUUACGUAUGGAUAAUGCUCAGAAUGGUGUUAGAGUUGGUUUCGAUUAUUAUUCUUCAUCAGAAGAGAAUCAGAAUCCGCAGAGUCGUGUUAUUUUUACAAACGGUUGUGUAAACGAAUCCACUUCAAAGCUAGAAAAGACAACGGUGUCAUCUGCGUCGUCAUCAUCUGAGAUGAACCGAGAAAAUAAACUCGAGCGAGUGAAAUCAGACGUUAAAGAGGGUCGUUGGGAAAAUGAGAAGCUUGAGAUGAACAGAGAACACAGGAAUCACCAUCAGCACCACCAGCAAAAUGUCAAUAAAAAUCACAAACGUCGUGCUAAAACUGGAAAAAACAGAGUAUCACCAAAAGAAGUUAAUACGAAAGCCAGUAAUGAAAGUCAGGAGAGCAUUUCAACUCCAACAUCGCCUACAGAUCCCCUUGAACCGUGGAGUACUCGCGGGAUCACCGACAUGAACACAAUAUUGGCUUGGCGAGAAGCUGGGAUGGAAAGUCCUUAA
Messenger RNA from Microplitis demolitor, 3396 nucleotides. RefSeq lists its product as uncharacterized. Gene Ontology annotation, molecular function: calcium channel activity; protein binding. Lineage: Eukaryota; Metazoa; Arthropoda; Insecta; Hymenoptera; Braconidae. The transcript is spliced from 14 exons. Gene Ontology annotation, biological process: calcium ion import across plasma membrane. Gene Ontology annotation, cellular component: membrane. Bases 1 to 3396 code for a protein of 1131 amino acids. The record is from RefSeq and is a predicted model, not a curated record.